AUGCCGCUGCUAGACCUGGCCAACGAGCUGCUGGCAGCCAUCGCCUGGUUCCUCGACGCCGACGCCGACCUCGAUGCCCUCCUCCGCUGCAACAGUCGACUAUACCACCUCCUCAUCAACGAUCUGUACCGACAAAAUGCACAGUACCACGAGGGCUCCGCUCUCGUCUGGGCUGCCAAACAUGGACGCCUCGAGACUCUGGUGCGAGCCGUCGUCGCGGGCGUGCGCCUCGCCGACCACGUCCUCCUGCCCCUCGCCGCCGAAGGCGGUCACGCCCCGGUGGUCCGCUUCCUGCUCGAGGAGGGCGCCGAUGUCUCCGUGGCCGACGAGGGCGAAUGGCUGUCUCUGGGUGCCGCUGCGCGACAAGGCCACGCCAAGGUCGUCGAACUUCUGAUGGAUGCCGGCGCCGACCUCAACGCAGGCUACAUGGGCUGGACGCCGCUCAACGUGGCAGCCAACUCGGGUCACGUCGACGUCGUUCGAUAUCUUCUUGACAAGGGUGCCGACAUGGAGCACAGGAGCGACACUGGGUGGACGCCGCUCAAGUCGGCGGCAUGUAAUGGACACACGGCCACCGUCACGCUCCUCCUGGAGAGGGGCGCCGAUGUCCGGGCAGCCGCCGAUCGCGGAUGGACAGCGCUGCACUCGGCCGCCAACUCGGGCCACGGCGAGAUUGUGCAGCUCCUCAUCGAGCACGGCGCCGACCCCGCCCUUGCAACCGCGGACGGGUGGACGCCCCUGACGUUGGCCGCCGACAAGGGCAAGACAGAUGCUGUCAAGGCGCUGCUAAGCAAGGGCACCGAUAUUUCACUCGCCUGCGGCAACGGAUGGACGCCACUGACGCUCGCGUCCGACAGCGGGCAUGUCGACAUCGUCGGGCUGCUUCUCGAUCACGGCGCCGACGUCAUGUCACCCUGUAACCACGGAUGGACACCCCUGAGCCUGGCGGCCGGAGCAGACCGCGCGUCCGUCGUCAGGUUGCUCCUCGAGUAUGGCGCCGACGUGACCGCCACCAAUGACGCGGGGUGGUCGGCUCUGCUUAUUGCCGCGGAUAGGGGCCACCGGGACGUCGUCGAGGCCCUUCUCGCCCAUGGCUCCGAUGUCCAGGCACAUACACACAGCGGAUGGACUGCCCUGCAUGCUGUGGCCGAAAACGGGGAUGUUGAGCUCGCCAAGAUGCUGGUGCAGGCUGGUGCCAAUCCCAUGACGGGUAAUCGAAGCGGUUGGACCCCAUUCCACAUCGCCGCCCACAACAACCGCACCGACCUUGUCCAGUUCCUCAUGGGUCACCCGGGUACGGACUGUUUCCAAAAGGACAACAAUGGGAGGACCGCGGCGUUCCAUGCGGCCAUGAGGAACAGCGUGGACGUUCUUGAUGUCAUGCUAGCUGGAGCCAUGAACAAGGCGGACGUUGUGGACGUCGCGGACGACUAUGGGACGGCGGCGGUAGUUGCGGCAACACGAAACGGCCACGUUGCCAUUGUUGGCAGAUUACUUGCCGCUGCCAACUACGACAUGGCCUCGACCGAUGUGUUUGGACGCAGCUUGUUGUACUGGGCGGAGAGAAGCGGCAACGCCGAACUCGUGGCCAUGGUCAAGGAACAUGCUAUAAAGACGGGAUGCGAUGCCGAGGACCCUGCCGAGACGGUCGAAAGCCCUGUCAGGUGGGUGGAAGAUUCGUGCUGGUGCGAAGUCUGUACCAGGUGUACCGUGCUAGGAACGACGUCGUGGGAAUGCCCGCAUUGCGAUGAGGGCUGUUUCUUGAUUUGCGCUGAGUGCUACGAGUUUGGGAAGCGGUGUCGAGAUAACACGCACGACCUGGUGCCACAUUUCUGCAACCGGGUCGAGUAG
Molecule: messenger RNA, 1851 nt
Organism: Purpureocillium takamizusanense
Lineage: Eukaryota; Fungi; Ascomycota; Sordariomycetes; Hypocreales; Ophiocordycipitaceae
Exons: 1
Coding region: 1-1851 (616 amino acids)
Molecular function (GO): protein binding
Source: RefSeq, a predicted model, not a curated record